Molecule: messenger RNA, 7491 nt
Organism: Stegostoma tigrinum
Lineage: Eukaryota; Metazoa; Chordata; Chondrichthyes; Orectolobiformes; Stegostomatidae
Gene: odf2a
Product: outer dense fiber of sperm tails 2a
Exons: 20
Coding region: 78-2561 (827 amino acids)
Biological process (GO): regulation of cilium assembly
Cellular component (GO): centrosome
Source: RefSeq, a predicted model, not a curated record
GUGACACGGCGGCGGGGCCUGGAAGCUGCCAGUCUGAGUUAACCGCCGUGGUCGGUUGCGAGUGACGGGCGCUUCGUAUGCUGAGAAGAGAAAUGAAAACCAGAUCAUCUCCUCUGCUCCAUGUUCAUGUUGAUGAAACCACCCCUGUCCAUGUCCAUGUUAAAAAGAGCCCAAAACCAUCAAAGAAAGUUCAGCAAAAGCUGAAAGGAGCCUGGGAAUGUGGCAACCUACGAGAAACCAGUAAGGUCAAACCCAAGGUCCCAUGGAUUCCACCAGGGAAAACAUCAGUAAGGGAUGUUGGCUACAAAUGGGAGGGCCCAACUCAUCGUUUAGAUAUAACUCCAGUUGACACUCAGAAGUUCCAUUCAACACUUCAUUUGAGUGACCUCUCCACAGAUGAUGAGGAGGCUAUACAUGGGAAGAUGAAUGAGUAUGAAGAGAAAAUUGAUUGUCUUAUGAGCCAAGUGGGAUCACUAAAAAAUGAAAUUGAACUGAGGAAGAAAAAUCACCUGUUGGAGCAGCAAAAGGAGGAGUUGAAUGUGUCCAAGCGAUUGAUUGAAGAGAAAGAGGAGGAAUUAGCUGAAGUCACCAAGGAGCUUGUUCUUACAGAGCACAAGAAUGAACUACUUCAAAGAGACCUCGAGAUGAUGAAAGAGGAUCCAGCUGUUUCCUGCUUGGAGAAGAAACACUGGCACAAAGAUAAGGACACCCUGUUGAAAAUGCUGGUGGAGGCUGAAAUGGAUGGGGCAGCUGCAGCCAAACAGGUUGCAGCCUUGCGCAGUGCCAUCAAUAAAUUACGCAUGGAGAAGCCAAUACCAACAUCAGAAAGUAACCUGUUACAAAGGCAGAAGGAGUUGCUACUGCAGAAGCUGGAAACUUUUGAUGCAACAAAUCGAGUGGUUCGACAGUUACUGAAGGAGCAGCACUCACAGGAGACUGAUGCCUUGAGACUGUUUGAGCAAAAGGAAGCACUUCUUGAAAAACUGGCCCAGUCAGAAGCAGAAAAUGCGCGUUUGUCCAUGAAGCUGCAGGAAGUUGAAAAUCAGAUUGACCAACUCCGCAUUCAGUAUCGAACAGAAAAGGAUAAUGCUCAUGCAGCAGCAGAGUUCUCCAAAUCACUUGAAACUACACGAGCCCACCUACAAGGACAGCUUCGCAGCAAAGAGGCAGAUAACAAUCGGAUGCUUGUUCAGAUCAGGAAUUUUGAACGUACCAUCUCACAACAGAAGGGGGAGUUUGACUACCUAACAGAGCAACUAAGACAAUUCCAAAAGAAAAGGGACAGGGACAAAGAGGCCUUGAAGAAAGCAACCAGGGCUCAAAAGCAACGAGCAGAACGCAGUGAAGAUGCAGUUGAGCUACUCAAUGCCCAGUUAAUUGACAAGGAGUCGCAGCUGGCAGAUGCAUUGUCAGCGGUCGAGACGUGGAGAAGUUCUCAUAACAAGGUGAUGAAAGAAAAGAGUCAGUUGGAUGUUGAGAUUUCGCUCUUGAACAACCGCAUUACAGAUCUGUUGGAUCAGACUCAUCAUGUGGAGGACAAGGCUCGGGGAGACAUGGAGUCAAUGAUGGACAAGCUGCAGAAGAUGUCAUCUGAGAGCACCAGUGUCAAAAUGGAGAAUGAGACAAUGAAGGCAAAUAUGUCAGCUGUGGAGGAGAAGCUGACACUUGCUCAGUCUGAGAUGCAGCAGUUGAAAACCUCUAUCAAACGUUAUGAAGGGCUGGUGGAUAGCUACAAAUCUCAGUUGAUGAAGACACGAAUGGAGGCGGAUGAGUACAAUGCAAAACUGGAGCGGGCAGAAAAGGAGAACAAGCUCCUGAAAGAUGAUGUGAACAAGGAAAUUGAUCAGGUCCGGAGACAGAUGCAGAAAAAGCUGACCGAUUUGGAGCCCGUUCCUGAGUUGUUGAAGUUAACUGAGCACAAGCUUCAGGAUUGUCAACAGCAGCUCGCAAUGUAUGAGAGAAAAAAUGUAGAUCAGUCAUCUGUCAUAUGUAAUCUCAAGAUGGAGAUUGAGGAGCAGAGUAGCAAGACAAGAGAGAAGUGCCAGCAUUUGCAAGAAGAAAAUUAUAAUCUGAAGCUGAAGUUGGAGACUUUGGAAAGGAAGCUGGAAGAUUUAGACGCUCAGAACCGGGAGCUGACUCAGGUGGUCACGAAACGGGAAGAGACCAUUCAACAUAACCAGCAGCGAUUAGAGGAAAAAUCCCGUGAGUGCACCAGCCUGGCUAGACAGCUGGAGGCUGCCAUUGAAGAUGCCAGACGGCAGGUGGACCAAACCAGGGAGAGAGCUCUGUCAAAAGAACGAACCACACAGAGCAAAAUAAUGGACCUUGAAACACAGCUGAGCAGAACAAAAACAGAACUGACUCAGCUACGCAGGAGCAAAGAUGAUGCUGAGAGGCGUUUCCAGAGCCGCUUACAAGACCUGAAGGAUCGUCUGGAGCAGUCAGAAUGCACCAACCGUAGCAUGCAGAACUAUGUCCAGUUCCUCAAAUCUUCGUAUGCAAAUGUAUUUGGUGAUACUGCUUUAACAAGCUCUCCACUCCAAUCUAGAUCACCUCUCUGAGAAUCUCUUGCAGUAUCAAAAAGUGAACUUACUGAAUUUUACUCCUGCUUUUACUCUUUUUAGGGUUCUGGAGCUAUAAAUGAUCUUAAAAACCACACCACGUGAAGCACAUUCUUACGAACUGAUUAAUAUUGUAAACAAUGCAGAUUCCCGAGGUCAGUAAUCACUCCAGCCUCGAGUAAACUUGUCCUAAGUAUUAAAAAACUUGUCAAAUGGGUCCAAUCAUAGGUUCCCAGCUCUGUAAAAUUAGUAUGUGAAUUAUUCUGGAUAGUCCUGAGUUUCAGAUCAAUGUAUGCAAAAUUGAUAGUGCCCUAAUAUAUUAGAAUUGUGAUUUGUUCAUUUACUAGUAAAUUACUUUGCAUGGCACACUGACCAUAGGUAAGUGUCCAGUUACCUUGUAUUAAAUCUUUCAGAUCCAAGGGUUAGAUUUGCAGCAAACUUGCAUACAGGAAUGCUGCUGUGAUUUAUUACUUGCAUUCUUUUUCCUACUAAGCCAGUGGGUCUGUUGACAGUUCAACCAAAUUUAAGUUGAAGGAAGGAAAGGCUGGUUAGAUUUGACCAGGAGGGUUUGCUGUUUCUUACUCAUUCCUUGGUGUGCCACAAGUCAGUGCCUCACACUCUGAUUUUCAUUUUUGGCAUCUGGCCAGCUUUGUGUCCUCUUCCCCUCUUUCCUUUGAUUCAGUAGCCUCAAACAAUCCAAUUUUUGCUUGCUUGGUAUCUCCUGCACAAUCACCUGUCCUCUUAGACAUUGAAUUUCAAGAUGUAAUUUCUGUUAAAUUACACUGCAGAAAACUUGGGCUAAUGGUUGUUUCCUAGUAUCCGGCCACUGCAAAUGGGGCCAUCUGGUCCUUUAAACAGUACUCAUUUUUGAUAUUUCAGCAAGUUAUAAAGAUCCUUUGCAACAUUCCCAAUCGCAACUUAUAAAUUUCUUUUAAAAUAAAAGAACUUGCAAAAUUAACACUGAGCUCAAGAAGAAUAUAAGUCUUUUCCCUUGGUUGUGGGUGAGCACUUGUAAUGAAAACUACUAGUAAGUCACCUGUUCAUCUAAUACUUUAAGCUACUUUAGCAUAGAAUUUUUCUGGUUCUGUUUCCUGCUAGUUUCAGAUAUUAAACACAUAUUUCAAUUACUUUCUGGUCAACUGCUUGUCUUAAAAUAAAUUAGUCUGAAGUUCCACCCAUUCAGUCAAUAUGUACUUUAGAAAAUGUAUUUAUUUUUAAUUUAUGUAAACGAAGAGCCAUGUGUGAAUAUCCAAUAGUCCUUGUUGCACUUAGCCUUGGGAUAGGCAGACACUGCAGAAAAGUCUGAUCAAACCGUCAGUGCCAACUUACCUCAUUUGGAUAAACAUGGUAGAAAUCACCAAAUAUGUCAACACAAAUUACUGUGUGAAGGUCUGAUAUUAACUGGCUUUGAAGCCCUAGAUAUUUUUGGGUCCAUUUAAUAAUUUAUAGUACAAAUACUGGUUCACAUCUUCUGUGCUAACUACAGUCUCUUUCUGUGUCGUGAUUUUUCUUUGGCUUUCAUAGCUGAUCUGACUCAUUGCUUGUAGGAUGGCCUUGGGGUGAGGUUCAGUUGGCCUUAGAACACCUUUGUCCAAAUUGGCAAAUCAUUCAGCCAAAAGCUGCUUAAAUGCUGGGGACUUAAACUCAUAUUACUGAGAAAAUAGUUUGAAAUUCAUGACUUUUUUUGAGUUACUGGAGAAAGUGAUUGUCUGAGAAACCAGUUGGUGCAUGACUGUCCCAUUUAUUUUAACGUAAUGUAUCCUUCUGCAUAUUUGGAGUAUUAAACAGCAUUUCUGUUGAAUUUGAGAUCAAAAAUAUUGCUUAACGAUUCCAUGAUAUUAAACUUAAAUUGAGGGAAAUAACAAAUGAGUUCUAUAUUUAUACACAUUGAUAACUUUACAGUUCAGUUGCAAUUUUCAGAUGUGUCGAUCUGUAUAAACCAUGUUCAGCAGAGCUGUAGUGAGCCACCGCACAUCAAUCCAUGCCCACUGUAAUAAAUCUUCUGUGCAAGGAAACGAGAAAGGUGGUGGAUUUGCUGGGGUGGGGGGUGGUGAGUCUGAAAUGAGUCCGAAAUGGUACAACCCCCUGGUACGUGUAGGUGUAUCAGUACGUGGAGCACUAACUCAAAUUCCAGUGUGUUCAAGUGACAGCGGUCUUCUAACAGCUUUCAUUGGUAACACAUCCUCUGAGUGCAUACUUCAUACAGCUCAUUGUAGUCAUUUUUAAUUGCUAGUGUCUGAAUAUCUGUAUUAUGUUCUUUGAAAGGUACUGCUGGGGAACAUUUUAAAACCGGCAAAUAUCCCAUGACAUUGCUGUGACGUUUAUCAGCACAUGUUCUCCUUUCCCUUAAAGGUUACAGCCCUAAGCUCAAAUAACCCAAAAUUGCUUGAAAAGUUCACAAUUCUGAACAGCUUUCUUUGUGUUUUAUAUUCUCAGAGCAAACAAUCUCUAACAAUUAGUCUGCAUAAGAUCCAGUCUGGAGAUAAUGUAAAGACUAAUGUCAGAAAGCUUUGGGAACCACAAGUUCAGAGCCACCUAUCAUCCCAAGUGAUUUUCCACUUGCUGUGGGUCAUUCCCUUUUCCUUUAAUCCAUCAUCACAGAUCAUUUCCAUCACUUCCCAUGAAUCUGCCCAUGCACUUCUGUAUCUGACUAAAGAGUUUAGGUCACGCAGGUCAACUGCUUGCUGUCGUUCCCUAACACAUGCAUUUUUAUUUGGCAAAGUAAUCUGUAGUUGAUCCAGCUAACAUUACAAGCUCUGCAUAUAGGAAGGCACACAUAGACCCCUAAUCUACCACUCUGUUGUGCAUUAAUAUGCUGAAUUUCUGUGGAACUAAGUUAAUGUUUUGAGUCCAGUGACCCUCCUUCAGACUUCUUUUGCCAGACUUGUUCAGUUUCUCCAGUACUUUGUUUUAAUUCAUAAACUAAUAUGAUAUUCAGACUGUGUUUGUCUUUUUUAUAAAACACAUUUUCAUUUAUUCUGAAAUUUUGACAUGAGUUGCACAGCGCAGAAAAAAUAGCUUUGGUCCAACUCGUCCAUACUAACCAGAUAUCCUGAAUUAAUCUAGUCCCAUUUGCCACCAUUUGGCCCGUAUCCCUCUAAACCCUUCCUAUUCAUGUACCCAUCCAGAUGCCUUUUAAAUGUUGUAAUUGUAUCAGUCUCCACUACUUCCUCUGACAGCUCAUUCCAUCCACGCACCACCUUGCAAAGUGAUUCAAAUGGCACAGGUCACUCACAAGUAUCCUGUUUGACCUUGGAAGUCAUAAUCUGUUUUACACAUAAUAUGCAGAAAUAACUCUCUCUAUAACAGUGUAAUGGUACUGAGGAACUGAUCCAGUCACUUUGAGUUGUGCAGUUUGAAACCCUGGAAUACCUUAGUUACUUUUCCUGCAUUCACACCUUUUGUGAAUGUGUUUUCUUGUGAAUGAGUUUCUUUCCCACCUUCCAUUUAAAAAGAAAGUUAACACAAUUUAUAUCUGCUUUGAUCAUCAACAUAGCAUCUAACGUGCAGAAGUGAAUUUUAUUUUGGAAAACAAAAGCCUGUAUGCUUCUGUGUUGAUUGCUGUGCCCAAAGUCGUAUGGCCCAGAAACAAGAAGCAGGAAGUUGGCUCCAUUCCACCACCUCCUUCACUAGAUGACAGUCUGGGGAUGUACUUAUAAACUAAGCAUGUUUAUGAAGUAAAUCUUAGUACCAGGCAUGUGCAGAACUGAGUGCCUGAUAGUAAUAUUUCUUGGUAUGUUUUUAAGAGCUUAAAUAAGCUAAUAUAAAAUAAGAACAUCUGCAAAGACAGACAUGUUCUGAAAGCUUUUUGUUUUGCACUCAUUGGGAGAAAUGCAAGAAUGCCAAUUUUUUUAACAAUAUAUACUAUAGGAGAAACUGGUUGACAGUUUGAUUUUGGCUAAGUUGUUGCCUUGAUAAAAGCAACUGGGAACAGUUUACUCCUGUAGUAUAAAUUAAAAUCAUUUGAAAUUUGGCAUUCUUGUGUUUUGUCCAGAUCAUGCAAUAUGAACAUUUUGGCAACAUGUUUCUCCUUGCAGUACCACUGAACUUCUGUAUAAUGAAGUAACUGGUUAUGAUUCCAUCUUUUAAAAGAAAAGUGUCAGUCAUACCAGUUAGGUAUCCCUGUUUCCAUGCCAGAGUCUCUAUUUUAAAAUAAUUAUUUCUCAGACCAGAAAAUAGAAAAGGAUAUUCUUCCGGAGGGAUUAUUUUCUUUGGUUUAACAUGUAAUUUUAAAAAAUUAUCUGCAGAUUGGGAAGAUAGAUUUCUACAUUCAAAAGACUUUACAUAGAAAUGUAGGAGCUCAUGUGAAGUCAUUUAUCCUUACCCUUUUGUGUGCAAUUUUACAUUCCCUCUAAAUAAUUUUUGAUAUCUCCAUUGUACAUUGUAAAGACUAAGUGUUUCUAGUCUUUCCUUGUAACUUAGACUUCUUCACAACAGAUUUGUUUUACAUAAACUUUAUAGGACAGCGAGUCCAUACGGCCCAACAUCAGGUCCAUGCUUACAUUCUACAUAAACCUCAUCCCUCUAUUUGUCCCUUUAUCAACAUCGAGGCGAACUGAUAAUUAUCCUGCCCUUUGUGCUUCCAUUGUAUGCUGAGUGAUUCAGUCUUAGAAAAUGCAAGGUUAUUGUGCAUACAGAUUUUAUGUUCACUUUUAAAUUGACAACAAUUACAAUCAUGGCCCUAUUCAAUCAUGAAAUAAGCCCCUACUUAACGAUUUAGGAACCGUUUUCAGUCCAAUGUACCUUGGUGCUUUGAUUAAACAUUUUUGGUUUUGAUUAAAAUAUUGCUUUUAAAUUUUCAGGAUGAAAUAUUGUGAGAAGUUGUAAAUACAAUUUUUAUACUUUUAUAUAAUUUUUUUAACAUUUGCAAAUGUUUAUAUUAUCUACAGUAUAUAAUCUAUUUGUUUCUAUUGUAGUCAUGUUAAUAAAA